UAUUAUUAUUAUUUUAUGCUCUCAAAAGAUUCCAUUUAACUCUACCGUGUUCAGCCGAAUUUUAAGAGACAAGCGGAGUUCAGUGCCCUCCCGGCCUCCCCUAUCCACAUUUCGUUCUAAAAGGUUCCCGAAGUGGGGAUUUGAUGGUACUGGUUCGGAUCAAUGACGAACUUUCACUGGUUUAAGCAGAUAUCAAACAAUGGUAGAUCCGAAAGGAGGCUCUCCCUCGGAGAAUACAAACGAGCUAUCUCUUGGUCCAAGUACCUGGUUUCUUCUGGAGCAGAGAUUAAAGGUUACGGAGAAGAAGAAUGGAGUGCCGAUUUGUCUCAGCUGUUUAUUGGGAUUAAGUUCGCGACGGGACGACACAGCCGGAUCUACCGCGGAAUAUACAAACAGAUGGACGUCGCAAUAAAGCUCAUUAGCCAACCUGAGGAAGACGAGAGCUUGGCUACUCUGUUGGAGCAGCAGUUUACCUCAGAGGUCGCGUUGCUCUUUCGCCUACGGCAUCCUAAUAUCGUCACUUUUGUUGGAGCAUGUAAGAAACCUCCUGUAUUCUGUAUCAUCACUGAGUAUUUGGCAGGGGGCUCACUGAGAAAAUACCUCCAUCAGCAAGAACCAUAUUCUGUUCCCAUUGACCUGGUUUUGAAGUUGGCCCUUGAUAUUGCACGUGGAAUGCAUUAUCUUCAUUCUAAGGGGAUAAUUCAUAGGGAUCUCAAAUCAGAAAAUUUGUUGCUUGGUGAAGAUAUGUGUGUGAAGGUGGCAGAUUUUGGGAUUUCAUGCUUAGAAUCUCAGUGCGGCAGUGGAAAGGGGUUCACAGGUACUUACCGCUGGAUGGCACCUGAAAUGAUAAAGGAAAAGAAACACACAAAGAAAGUUGAUGUAUACAGUUUUGGCAUGGUCCUCUGGGAACUUUUAACAGCACUGACACCAUUCCAGGACAUGACUCCUGAACAGGCUGCUUUUGCUGUCUCACAAAAGAAUGCAAGACCUCCUUUGCCCCCUACUUGCCCACUGGCAUUCCACCAUCUUACAAGUCGAUGCUGGUCAAGUAACCCAGAUAAACGGCCACACUUUGAUGAGAUCGUAUCAAUUCUUGAGAGUUAUGCUGAAUCUCUUGAACAGGAUCCUACAUUUUUCUCAUAUUACAAGCCAUCAAAACAUGAUACAUUCAUGCGAUGCAUCCCAAGGUGUAUUACUAUCUGUAGGUCCUCUUGUUUGAAAGCCUAGACAUGCAGUAUGUACCAUAUUUUUCUUUUCUUGCAGAGGUUCAUAUUUUCAAUUAUGAACCUUUUAUUAACGUUAGUUAAAGAUGAUUCCUAUUGGGGAACAAAGGUGUUCCUUCUCUUCUAUUGUUCUUAAUGCAUAAUCACCGUUAUUUACCUUGUUAUCUUCAUGUAGAGCCAGAAACUGGACUCCUGAAUUAUUUGAGUAUAUUGAAUAUAUCAUGUUACACUAAUUCUCCCA
Nelumbo nucifera (sacred lotus) is the source of this 1464-nucleotide messenger RNA. Its product is annotated as serine/threonine/tyrosine-protein kinase HT1-like. Gene Ontology annotation, cellular component: cytoplasm. Gene Ontology annotation, molecular function: ATP binding; protein serine/threonine kinase activity. The record is from RefSeq and is a predicted model, not a curated record. Gene Ontology annotation, biological process: protein phosphorylation; signal transduction. Lineage: Eukaryota; Viridiplantae; Streptophyta; Magnoliopsida; Proteales; Nelumbonaceae.